Messenger RNA from Closterium sp. Yama58-4, 8109 nucleotides. NCBI's taxonomy places the organism in Eukaryota, Viridiplantae, Streptophyta, Zygnematophyceae, Desmidiales, Closteriaceae. The record is from the annotation of a GenBank genome assembly.
AUGGACGGGAAUGGGGAGUGGGGCCCCGACGGUGGCUCCGCAUUCAACGGCGCAACAGGCGGCGGGAUUGUCGGCCAUGGCGGCCAAUCCGGCCACGGAGAAUACGCUGAGGAAGGUGAUUACGGGGAAGAGGACGGCGCGUACGAGGAUUAUUUGCCGGAGGACGGCGGCCCUGGUCCUCCACACGCCCAUGGCGGAGAGGAGUACGGGGAGUACGCGGAGUAUGGGGAAGAGGGCGCGGGGAUGGGCGGAGAGUACGCGGAGCAGCAGGGUUACAUGGAAGGGGGGGAAUACGGAGGGGAUGGUGGUGAAUAUGGGGAGGGAUAUGAAGGCCAGGAGGGGUACGAGGGACAGGAAGGAUACGAGGGGCAAGAGGGAUAUGAGGGACAGGAGGGAUAUGAGGGGCAAGAGGGUUACGAAGGUCAAGAGGGUUACGAGGGAGAAGAAUACAUGGAGCACGAGAUGGGUCACCAGCAGUACGACGAAUACGGUAACCCUAUUGGCGAAGGAGAGAUGUACGACGAAUAUGGUAACCCUAUCGGCGGAGAGGAGCUGUUAACCCAGCAGCAGCAUCAGCAGCAGCAGCAUCAGGGACAGUACCAUGCGCAGGGGCAGGGUCCUGGUGGUGUAGCCAUGUCACCCCAUGGUUCGCAAGGUAGCUACAGAGAGGGGGCGAGUCCGGGGAGAGGUUCGGCAGCAGCAGCAGCAGGGAUGGUGCCUCUGCAGCAGCAGCAACAGCAGUACGAGGGAGAUUAUGACGAUCAGGAGCAGUAUGCGGAGGGGCAGCAGGAGGGGUAUGAGGGCGAGGAGGGGUAUGGAGGGGAGGAGGGGUAUGCUGCGGAAGAGGGUGGGUAUGAGCAGGAGGGGCAGGAGGGAGUGGUGUACGGGCAAGGGCAACACGAGCAGGGGGAUUAUGAAGAUGGGCAGUAUGAGGAGGGGUAUGACGAUCAGCAACAGUAUGUCGAUCAGCAGCAAUACGGGGAGCAGGGUCAAUACGAAGGGCAGGAGCAGUACGAGGGGCAGGAGCAGUAUGAGGGGCAAGGGCAGUAUAUGGAAGGGGAGUAUAUGGAAGGGCAAUACCCGGAAGAUGGGCAGUACGAGCAAGAAGGGCAAUACGAGCAAGAGGGGCAGUACGAGCAAGGGCAAGGGGAAAUGGGGUACGAAGGAGAAGAAGGGGCGGGCUAUGAAGGCGAGGUGUGCACGUGUGAGGAGUACGGUGGUGUCCCUCACGAGCCUCACGAUUUUCACGAUGAUGAUGGUGGUGGUAUCAGAGCAGGAGGAUACGAAGGGGGCCAUAAUCAGGGGGGCGUUGGAAACGGGCAGGGUUAUGGUGAGGGAGGGAUGGAAGGGGAGGAGUAUGGAGAGGAGGGGUAUAUGAUGGGGGAGGAGGGGUACGGUGGGCAUGACGGAGGGUAUGUGAAUGAGUAUGGGGAGCAGGUGGAGUGGGUGGAAGGGGAGGUGGGGUACGUGGGGGAAGAGGGAGGGGAAGGGAUGGGGGCUAUGGAUGGGAUGAACCAAGCGGAUCAGAUGCAGGGACAGGGGCGCUAUCCCUUGGGAGUAGCAGGAGCAGGUGCUGCUGGUGCUGCUGGUGGUGGUGCAGGUAUGUACGGGCAAGAAGAGGGGGAUGAGGACGAUGCUGAUGGGAGGAUCGAGCAUGAGAUAGAUGAGGAAGAUGAGUUCGGCGCGUAUGAUCUUGCACUGAGGAAGCACCUAUCGGGGAUACCAGAGGGGGAUGAAGAGGCAGAGGCGGAAACGCCUGCUCCGCGGGCGAAGGGGAAGUUUGUUCUUCCAUCCAUGCUGGAACAGAGUGGGACGAUUCCGGAGGGGAGUGAUGAGGGCGGGGGAGGGGAUUGGGAGGAGGGGGAUCAGCAGUACGAGGAGGGUGAGGAGAGGGGAGGGGAGGAAGGAGAGGAGGAGGAGGAGGCACGGGGCAGAAGGGAGAAUGGGAGGGGGGGUCGAGGAGAGAAGGAGGCUUAUCGAGACGGGGAGGGGGAAGGGGAAAUGGAGGGGGAUGGGGAAGAGGAAGGUCCGGGGUCAGUGGUCUCGUUUGAGAGCGGUGAAGAAGGGUUGGAUGAGGAUGAGCAGGCUAGAGGCGUGGUGGAGAGCCGGAUAGUGGAAUCGGGUCGGGCUUUAAACAAAAGCAGCACUGGCUCUGGGUCUACAAGAGAGAACGAGACAGGGUCUGUGAUAGAGAGGGAUACAGCUGUAAAGAGCUGGGGCAAGUUCGCGCACCCUGCGUUGGGAAGGGGGGGGAGGAAGAAGGGGGGGAGAGUGAAUGGAGAGGUGGCGGGGGAGUAUGGGGGAAUGAAUGGGGAUGUGUUGUAUGAAGAUGACGAGGAGGGGUAUGGGGAGGAUGAGUAUGGGGAGGAGGAGGGGUAUGGAGAGGAGGGGUAUGGGGAGGAGUAUGGGGAGGAAGGGGAGAUGGACGAGGAGGGAGAGAGGUAUAUGGAGUAUGAAGGAGAGGAGGGAUAUGGGGAAGGGCGGGGAGGAUCGGGCGGCGAGGAGGAGAGGGAGGAGGGGGGAGAAAGCGGGGGAGAGGGAGAGGGAGAGGGAAAGAGAGGAGAGGAGGAAGGGGAGGGAGGGAGAGGGAGGGGGAGGGGGAGGGGGAGGGUUUGCGUUGCUGUCAAUGGGGAAGGAUCGGACGACGAGAGUGAUGAUGAUAGCUUUGCACAGGAGGCGAGGGAGCAGGCUGAGUUAGAGGCAGCUGCUGCUGCCGCAGCCGCAGCAGAAGCAGAAGCAAGAGGAGGAGGCGGAGAAGGAGGAGGGGAAGGGGAUGAGGAGGGAGGUGAGGAGGGAGAGGGGGGUGGUGCGGGCGGGUUUGGGAUUAUGGAUCGGCUGUUGAGUUUUCAAGAGGGGUUGGAGGAUGGAGAGGGGGGUAUGGGGGGUGGAAUGGGGUUUGGUGGGUUUGGAGGGUUUGGGGGGUUUGGCGGAGGGGGUGAUGGGGGUGGGGGUGGGGCAGGAGGGGGAGGGGGAGGGGGAGAAGGAGGGUUGAUGGGUGCAUUUGCCCGAUUACAGAAGGCCUCUGGCGAGGAGGGGGGAGGUUUUGGCAGGGAGGGAGGUGAAGGGGGGCAGGAAGGAGGAAGAAGGGGAGGGGGGGAGGAGUAUGGGGAGGAGGAAGAGGGGGAGGAGGGAAGGGGUGAGGGGGGAGGAGGCCGGCAAGGGGGUAGGGGAUGGGGGUUUCCAGGAAGGAGCAAUGGAAGAGGAUUAGAGGAGUACGAUGGGGAAGAGGAGGAGAAUGGGGGAGAAGGGGGACGGGUGGAGGAGGGGGAGGACGAGGGUGUGGGGGAGGGUGAUGGGGAAGGGUAUGAUCCGGAAGGCAUGGGGUAUGGUGGAGAGGGAGGGGAGUACCAAGGAGAGGGUGGGGCGGAAGGUGAUGGGGAACAGGAGAGGUAUGAUGGGGAGGAGGAAGGGAUGCAGCAGCAGUAUGGAGAGCAGUACCAGGAGGGGCAAUACGAGGAGGAGCAGUAUGAAGAGGAGGGGCAAUAUGAGGAGGGGCAAUACGGUGAGGGAGUGGAUGGGCAGUUUGAGCAGGGAGAGGGGGGGGAUUUGAGUCAAGAGCAGCAGGAAGGGUUUUACUCUGAUGAAGCAGGUGGGCAGGUCUAUAACGAGGAUGAGUAUGAAGGGCAGGGAGAGGCGCAGGAGUAUGGGGAAGGUGAUGGGGAGGGGUAUGAGGGGCGAGGGGAGGGGUAUGGCGGAGAAGGUGAGGGGAAUGAAGGGGAAGGGAUGCAUGACGGGGAGUAUAUGGAAGGGGAGGGGGAUGAUAUGCAUGGUGAGGGGGAGUAUGUGGAAGGGGAGGGUGGGGAGUAUAUGGAAGGGCAGGAAGAUUUUGUGGACGAGAAUGGGCAGUAUGUGAAUGAGAACGGGCAGUUGGUGGAUGAAAACGGGCAUCUGGUGAAUGAGAAUGGGCAGUAUGUGGAUGAAAACGGGCAGCAGGUGAAUGAAAACGGGCAGUAUGUGGAUGAAAACGGGCAUCUGGUGAAUGAGAAUGGGCAGUAUGUGGAUGAGAACGGGCAGUUGGUGAAUGAGAAUGGGCAGUAUGUGGAUGAAAACGGGCAGCUGGUGAAUGAAAACGGGCAGUAUGUGGAUGAAAACGGGCAGUUGGUGAAUGAGAAUGGGCAGUAUGUGGAUGAAAACGGGCAUCUGGUGAAUGAGAAUGGGCAGUAUGUGGAUGAAAACGGGCAGCUGGUGAAUGAAAACGGGCAGUAUGUGGAUGAGAAUGGGCAGCUGGUGAAUGAAAACGGGCAGUAUGUGGAUGAAAAUGGGCAGCUAGUGAAUGAAAACGGGCAGUAUGUGGAUGAAAACGGGCAUCUGGUGAAUGAAAACGGGCAGUAUGUGGAUGAAAACGGGCAGCUGGUGAAUGAAAACGGGCAGUAUGUGGAUGAGAACGGGCAGCUGGUGAAUGAAAACGGGCAGUAUGUGGAUGAAAAUGGGCAGCUAGUGAAUGAAAACGGGCAGUAUGUUGAUGAAACCGGGCGGCUUGUGGACGAGAACGGGCAGUACAUAGAUGAAAGCGGGCAGUACGUGGACGAGAACGGGCAGUAUUUACAAGAUGAUGGGGCAGGAGAAUUAGGGUUUGAUGACGGGGGAGGAUUCAUGAGUGACGGGAUGGGAGGGAUGAGAAGAGGCACACCUUUAGAGGUGGUCUAUGAGGAGGGGGAGGAGCAGAUGGAGGAGCAGGAGGAUGAAGGGGAGGAAGGAGAGGGGUAUCGCCAGGAACAGGGUUAUAGUGACGGGCAGGAGCAGUAUGAGGAUGGCCAAGGUAGCUUCAUUGAACGGCCGGAUGUGGAGCAGCAGGAAUCGUACGGUGGAGAUGCGCUGGGCAGCUUUAUUGAACGGCCAGAUGUGUCUGGCGAUGGUCAGGGGAGCUUCAUCGAACGGCCGGAUUAUGAGGGGGGAGAGGAGGAGGGGUAUGGAGGAGAGGAGGGGGGUUAUGGGGAAGAGGAGGGGGGAGGGUAUGUGGAUGAAGAUGGGAAUUAUGUGGAGCAGGGGCAGCAGGGGUAUGUGGAUGAAAACGGGAAUUUUGUGGAAGGAGGGGAAGGGUAUGUGGAAGAGAAUGGAAACUUCGUGGAAGGAGGACAAGGGUAUGUGGAUGAGAGUGGAAACUUCGUGGAAGGAGGACAAGGGUAUGUGGAUGAGAAUGGAAACUUCGUGGAAGGAGGACAAGGGUAUGUGGAUGAGAAUGGAAACUUCGUGGAAGGAGGACAAGGGUAUAUGGAUGAGAAUGGAAACUUCGUGGAAGGAGGACAAGGGUAUGUGGACGAGAAUGGAAACUUCGUUGAAGGAGGACAAGGUUACGUGGAUGAAAAUGGAAACUUCGUGGAAGGAGGACAAGGGUACGUGGAUGGGAACGGAAACUUCGUGGAAGGAGGACAAGGGUACGUGGAUGAGAAUGGAAACUUCGUGGAAGGAGGACAAGGGCAUGUGGAUGAAAAUGGGAAUUUCGUGGAAGGGUUGAUUGGAGGGGAGCUGGGACCAGUUCCUGAGGUGGAUGAAGAUGCUUUGGAGGAGGAGGAGGAGGAGGAGGAGGAGGGGGAGGAGGGGGAGGAAGAGGGGGGGUUUUCUGCUGGAGAGUUUGACGGGCGACAGGUGGAGGAGAGUGGUGUGGGAGAGAGUGAGAUGGAGGAAGGGGAGGUGGGGGAAGGUGAGGAGGAAGGAGAGGAGGAAGGAGAGGAGGGAGAGGAGGAAGAGGAGUACGGGCAAGGGUACGGGGGAGGCCAUGGGGAGGAGUAUGGGGAGUUUGGAAGCCCCAUUGGCAUGGGAGGCGCAGGGGCGAUGGGGCGAUACGAGAUGGACGGUGGAGAUGACUUCCAGUUGCCACCACCGCAGGGGCAAGAGCAAGGGCAGGGGCAGGGGCAGGGGCAGGGGCAGGGGCAGGGGCAGGGGCAGCAGCAAGGAGGGCAGGAUGAGCUGAGUGCGUGGCAGCAGCAGCUGUCCUCUCAAAUGUACUCGCCUCGACCCCAGCUGCCAGCGCAUCUCAUGCAUCAGAUGGGCAUGGGUGCGGGCACAGACCCGCACUCCCAGCAGCAGCAGCAGGGGCAAGGGGGUAUGAUGAUGCAACUAGUGCAGGUGCAGGGGUACUAUGCUGGGGAAGACGGUAUGCUGCAUAACAGCCCUGGUACUGGCAGCAGCAAUGGCGGCAACGCUGCUGCUGAUACAUCCCCAGGAGCAGGCGCAACAGGAGGAGGAGGAGCAGCAGGAGGAGCAGGAGGAGCGGUGCUUGCAGAGGCCCCUGAUUCCUUUGUGGACUUGAAUUUGGAGGAGAUUGGGACGGCGGAGACAGGAAAGCAGCUGGUGUUUGCAGGGCAGGCGGUGGAGCGAGCAGGGAGAGCAGUGGGGUCCAGCAGAGCAGGCAAAGGCAUUGAUGGUGCAGGUGGGGGCGCGGUGGGGGGAUCAGAGCUGCUGGAUCAGCAGCAGCAGCAGCAGCAGCAGCGGCAGCAGCUAAUGCAGGGGACAGUGUCGGGGCGCAGGAGGAGCAGCAGCAGCAAGGAGACGGUUGCAAGCACUCGCCGACAGCUCUUCCCUUCGCCGCAACAGAAGACUACAGUCCCCUACUACGGCUCCUUCUCCCCGGCCUCGCUCCUCCACUCCGCGCAAGUCCUCGAGCACCAGCAGCAGCGCUCCCUCGGCUACUCCGCACUCGACCGCUCGCUCCUCACCACCAUCCUCUCCUCCCUCGACUCGCCCCGCGACUGGCUCUCCUUCUCGCUCGUCUGCAAGUCCUGGCGAGCAGUCGCCUACCACGGGCUCCGCUCCCUCCGCCUCGUGCGAGGCAGGAGAGUCACCCUCGAAGGGUUAAUCCGAGCCCUCGCGCACUGCCCAAACCUCACGUGUCUGGACAUCCCGGGAAUGUGUUUGGAUCAGCCGGUAGGGAACGACCUGCUGUGUACGAUUGGGUACUCGUGCCCGGAUCUGCGGCGGUUGUCUAUCGGUGCGGAUUCAGAACUGGGAUCGACGUUUCAGGAGAGUGGGCUGGCGAUGCUGUUCUCUGGGUGUACGAAUCUUGUGGAGGUUAGGAUCGAGGCGCGCACGCGGGAAAUGGAGCUCUACGGCUCAUCCAUCCCGCCGUCCAUCAUCGCUUUCUCCGACAUAACCCACCUCACGCUCAAAAACGUCUGGACCGCCUCAGACGACCUGCAACACCUGACCUCUCUCACGCGGUUAGAACUCUGGGGCGCAAAGGGGCACUUGCGCGUGCUCCCAGAGGCUCUCGGCGAGCUAGACCGGCUGGUAUAUCUGGACGUGAGAGGGUCGUUCCGCGUGGUUCCCUCCUCCAUAGGCCGCCUGCGCCGUCUCGAGACGCUCAUGCUGCUCAGCGAAGUUUUGGAGCUGCUGCCCGCCGAGCUCGGGCAGCUGACAAAUCUCCGCGAGCUGAGGCUCGACGGGUGCCGGUCCAACCCCAAGCUGCCCGCGUCCCUGUGGACUCUCCACAACCUCCGAACCCUCUCCAUGCCCUGCGACCGGGUCCCAGAGGAGAUCGGCAAUCUCAACUCCCUCCACUCCCUCGCCAUCGAAUCUGAUACCCCCCGUUCCCUCGCCAACACCUUCCUCCCUGCUCCUAUCGGCUGGUUGUACGAGCUAAAAGAGCUUCGGCUAGUCUGCCCCUACGUUCGCUCCCUCCCCUCAUCCUUCGUUCUUCUGGGUAACCUACUCGACCUCCAGUUGCAAUUUUCCGGGCCGCUGCCCAAAAAUUUCGGCGAGCUGAACUCCCUGCAGCGCCUCGUUUUGGACAGCCGGGAAGUUUACGCGCUGCCCGAGUCUUUCGGGGAAAUUCGCACACUGGAGUGUCUCACCCUGGUCUGCGAAAAACUUGCGUCGCUGCCCGACUCGUUUGGGAACCUCUCCUCUCUGCGCUCGCUCACACUCGUCCACUGUGCAAACCUUUCCACGCUGCCCGUCUCUUUCGGGAAGCUGAAAAACCUUUCCCGGUGGGAGGCCCAGUGCAAGGAACUUUCCUGGCUGCCCGUCUCAAUCGGCAAUCUAGUUUCUCUCCAAAGCUUAGAGCUUGAAAGUGAUGUGAUUACUCAGUUACCAGACACAUUUGGUAACCUGCGAUCGCUGCGAAACCUCCGUCUUGUGUGCCCGGCGCUCCCCGCGGUCGCUGCCGGCUAG